GUGACAAUCUAAUGCAUGAUGAAAUUUACCAAAUGGAAUUUUAUUUUUUUGGUUGGUGGAAUUGUAGUUUACAUAGCUGAUAUUGGAGUGGAUUUCUGGGUUGCUAGUAAAUAUUUCUAUCAGGGACAAUAUUGUUGGGCUAUACUGAUACUCUGUUUUAGGGGCUUUUCAUCACUAAUAACUCAGAUAUUCAGUUAUCAAUGGUUUAAAAAUGACUGGAAAGGUACUGCUCCUGGGAAGCUAGAUUGGAUCUUUCUAGUUCAUUUCUUCCACUGUGGAAUUUUUAUAAGAUAUUGGUUUGCCUUGAAGUAUGGCUGCCAAGCGGCUUUCAGACAAGACAGCAGUGGAGAUAUAUCAGAAACAGACCCUCCCAACAUCAUCCAUAAACAAGCUAUUGAAGUACUGACUGAUAUUAACAUGCUCAGGGUAUUCAAGACUUUCCUUGAGACCACACCACAGCUCUUUGUUCAGAUUUACAUGCUCAUGGAACACAACAACCAUAAUUUCUAUCAAUAUGCUGCCAUUAUUAUUUCAUUUUGUGGUAUUUCCUUUUCAAUGGUUGAUUAUCAAAUAUCACUACGAAAAUCUCUGCCUGAUAAAGAGGAAUUGCAAGUGCUUCCCAAGUUAGUGUAUCUCUUCUAUAAACUGUUCUCCAUCACUUCUUGGAUACUCAGUAUUUCACUGAUCACUCUACUGAGUGUUAGAAGUUCUGUAAUUCUGCUGAUACUUCUUUGGAGCUGCGGUUUUGCCUGGACUUUGAAACAGCACACAACAUUUUGCAAAUCCACAGAGAUGGAAUAUCUGUACAGAACUGUUGUUGGAAUCAUUCUACUUUUUACUUUUUUUAACAUAAAGGGGAGAAAAACAAAAGCUUGCAUUUCUAUUUAUUAUGCUACUCACACCCUCGUAACUGUAGGUAUUUUGCUUGUAUGUUUGUUUUGGAAACCUGCUGUUAUCAAGGAAGUACAUCUUACAGUUGUGAGCAUCUUAACUAUUCUCAGUCAGGUGUUAGGUAUUAUUUUUCUUGCUGUUUAUUACAAGUAUUUUCAUCCCACUACUUAUCGCAAGCAUCAGACAUUUUUUGAUGAAGUUGAUAGAAGGGGAGCAGACAAUAUGGAAGUUAGUAGAUUUCAAAAUUUCAUAAUGCAAUGAUCAGUAUAGGUUUUGGUGUAGACCGCAAAGCAAAAACUUGCUGCAGAGUGUGCUUCU
This is a messenger RNA of Lagopus muta (rock ptarmigan), 1209 nucleotides long. RefSeq names its product XK related 9 (gene XKR9). Lineage: Eukaryota; Metazoa; Chordata; Aves; Galliformes; Phasianidae. Bases 16 to 1152 code for a protein of 378 amino acids. Gene Ontology annotation, biological process: phosphatidylserine exposure on apoptotic cell surface; apoptotic process involved in development; engulfment of apoptotic cell. The record is from RefSeq and is a predicted model, not a curated record. Gene Ontology annotation, cellular component: plasma membrane. The transcript is spliced from 3 exons.